Messenger RNA from Ornithorhynchus anatinus (platypus), 4013 nucleotides. It is a transcript of the gene MYBPC3, whose product is annotated as myosin binding protein C3. Bases 48 to 3842 code for a protein of 1264 amino acids. The record is from RefSeq and is a predicted model, not a curated record. Gene Ontology annotation, molecular function: protein binding. NCBI's taxonomy places the organism in Eukaryota, Metazoa, Chordata, Mammalia, Monotremata, Ornithorhynchidae. The transcript has 34 exons.
CCCGGACUCUCUGCGCCACCGAGGCUCGGCCCGAGACUCCUGUGAAAAUGCCCGAGCCGGUGAAGAAACCAGCUUCAGCGUUCAGCAAGAAACCCAAGACGACAGAGGUGGUGGCGGGAGACGCGGCGGUUUUCGAGGCCGAGACGGAGCGGGCCGGCGUGAGGCUGCGCUGGCAGCGCGGGGGAGCCGACAUCGCCGCCAGCGACAAGUACGUGCUGACCUCCGAGGGCGCUCGGCACGUCCUGACCAUCAGGGACGUGGGGCCGGCCGACCAGGGGCCCUACGCCGUCAUCGCCGGCACCUCCAAGGUCAAAUUCGAGCUGAAGGUCAAAGAGGCAGAGACGGCGGAGCCCACCCCGGCCCCUCCCUCCAGUGACACGCCCGUGCCACCAGCAGACCCCACCGCGCCGUCAGCAGACGCCGCAGGGGCCCCGGGCCGCGAUCCGGAAGGAGGUUCCUGGAGCUCCGCGGGUGAAACCCCCCCAGAAGCCGCCCCCGCUGACCCCAUCGGACUCUUCGUGACCCGACCCCGGGACGGCGAGGUGACCGUAGGGGGCGGCAUCGUUUUUUCGGCCCGGGUGGCGGGCGCCAGCCUCCUCAAACCCCCCACGGUGAAGUGGUUCAAGGGGAAGUGGAUGGACCUGAGCAGCAAAGUGGGGAAGCAUCUGCAGCUGCACGACAGCUACGACCGGAGCAGCAAGGUUUACCUUUUUGAGCUGCACAUCACGGAGGCUCAGCUGGCCUUCUCCGGCGGCUACCGCUGUGAGGUCUCCACCAAGGACAAGUUCGACAGCUGCAACUUCAACCUCGUCGUCCACGAGGCUAUUAGUGCUGGAGAUCUGGACAUUCGCUCAGCCUUCCGACGUGCGGGCGAAGGCCACGAGGACGGUGGGGAGCUGGACUUCAGUUCUUUGCUGAAAAAGAGAGACAGCUUCCUGCGCACCGCCCGGGACCCGAAGCCGGAGGCCCCGGCGGAGGAGGACGUGUGGAACAUCCUGCGCUCCGCUCCCCCGUCCGAGUACGAGCGCAUCGCCUUCCAGCAUGGCAUCACCGACCUGCGGGGCAUGCUCAAGCGCCUCAAGGCCAUGCGCAAGGAGGACAAGAAAAGCACAGCCUUUCAGAAGAAGCUGGAUCCGGCCUACCAGGUGCCCAAGGGGCAGAAGAUCAAGCUGGCGGCGGAGGUGGCCGACCCGGACGCCGAGGUCAAGUGGCUGAAGAACGGGCAGGAGAUCCAGAUGAGCGGCAGCAAGUACAUCUUCGAGGCUGUGGGGAACAAGCGUUUCCUGACCAUCAGCCAGUGCUCCCUGGCGGACGAUGCCGCGUACCAGUGUGUGGUGGGCGGGGAGAAGAGCAGCACGGAACUCUUCGUCAAAGAGCCCCCGGUGCUGAUCGCCCGGGCCCUGGAGGACCAGCUGGUGACGGUGGGCGAGAGGGUGGAGUUCGAGUGUGAAGUGUCGGAGGAGGGGGCCCCCGUAAAAUGGUUGAAGGAUGGGGUGGAACUGACCCGGGAGGAGACCUUCAAGUACCGAUUCAAGAAAGACGGGAAGAAGCACCACUUGAUCAUCAACGAGGCCACGGCCGAGGACGGCGGACACUAUGCCAUUCGCGCCAGCGGCGGGCAGUCCCUGGCGGAGCUCAUCGUACAGGAGAAGAAACUGGAGGUGUACCAGAGCAUCGCGGACUUGACCGUGGGGGCGCGGGACCAGGCGGUGUUCAAGUGCGAGGUCUCCGAUGAGAACGUGCGGGGCGUCUGGCUGAAGAACGGGCAGGAGCUGGUGCCCGACAGCCGGGUGAAAAUCUCCCACAUUGGCAGGGUCCACAAGCUGACCAUCGAUGACGUCACGCCGGCGGAUGAGGCCGAUUACACCUUCGUGCCCGAGGGCUUUGCCUGCAACCUCUCUGCCAAGCUGCAUUUCAUGGAGGUCAAGAUCGAUUUCGUGCCUAGACAAGAGCCUCCCAAGAUCCACCUGGACUGCCCGGGCCGGCUGCCCGACACCAUCGUGGUCGUGGCCGGGAACAAACUGCGGCUGGACGUCCCCAUCUCCGGGGACCCCGCGCCCACUGUCAUCUGGCAGAAAGCCAAAAAGGGGAGCGACCCUUCACCCGGGGCCGCCGGCAACGCCGAGGACGCCGGGGCCAGUGAGGAGUGGGUGUUCGAUAAGAAGUUACUGUGCGAGUCGGAGGGCCGCGUCCGCGUGGAGACGCACAGAGAUCGCUGCGUCUUCACCGUCGAGGGGGCUGAGAAGGAGGAUGAGGGCGUCUACACUGUGACGGUGAAGAACCCGGCCGGCGAGGACCAGGUCAACAUCACGGUCAGAGUCAUCGAUGUCCCCGACCCCCCUGCCGCUCCGAAGAUCAGCGACGUCGGGGAGGACUCCUGUACCGUGCAGUGGCAGCCGCCCCCCUAUGAUGGUGGGCAGCCCAUCCUGGGCUACAUCCUAGAGCGGAAGAAGAAGAAGAGCUACCGCUGGAUGCGGUUGAACUUCGACCUCCUGCGGGACCUGAGCCACGAAGCCCGGCGCAUGAUCGAGGGGGUGGUGUAUGAGAUGCGGGUCUACGCCGUCAACGCCAUCGGCAUGUCACGGCCCAGCCCCGCCUCCCAGCCCUUCAUGCCCGUCGGCCCUCCCGGCGAGCCCACCCACCUGGCCGUGGAGGACGUCUCGGACACGACCGUCUCCCUCAAGUGGAGGCCCCCCGAGCGGCUGGGGGCGGGAGGGCUGGACGGCUACAGCGUGGAGUACUGCAAGGAAGGCUCGUCGGAGUGGGUGCCCGCCGUGCAGGGCCUGAUCGAGCGCACUACGCUGGUGGUGAGGGAGCUGCCCACGGGGGCGAGGCUGCUCUUCCGGGUGCGGGCCCACAACCUGGCCGGGCCCAGCCGUCCCACCGGCACCAAGGAGCUCGUCACCGUCCAGGAGAUUUUACAGCGGCCCCGGCUCCGGCUGCCACGGCAACUGCGCCAGACAGUGCAGAGAAAGGUCGGGGAGCCUGUUAAUCUCCUCAUCCCCUUCCAGGGGAAGCCUCGGCCCCAAGUCACCUGGAGCAAAGAUGGGCAACCGUUGGCCAGCGACGAGGUGAGCGUCCGCAAUAGCGCCACGGACACCAUCCUCUUCAUCCGUGCCGCCCGCCGGGAACACUCGGGCACCUACCAGGUGGCCGUACGGAUCGAAAACAUGGAGGACAAAGCCACGCUGGUCCUGCAGGUCAUCGACAAGCCCAGCCCCCCGCAGGAAGUGCGGGUGGUCGAGGCCUGGGGCUUCAACGUGGCUCUGGAGUGGAAGCCGCCCCUGGACGACGGCAACACAGAGAUCUGGGGGUACACGGUGCAGAAGGCUGACAAGAAAACCAUGGAGUGGUUCACGGUCCUGGAACACUACCACCGAACUCACUGCGUGGUGGCCGAGCUCAUCUUAGGCAACGGCUACUACUUCCGGAUCUUCAGCCAAAACAUGGUGGGAGCCAGCGAGACGGCCGCCGCCACGAAGGAACCCGUCCUCAUCCCCAAAACGGGCACCGCCUAUCAGCCCCCCAUCUACAAGGAAUUAGAUUUCAGCGAGGCCCCGAGUUUCACUCACCCCCUGGUGAACCGCUCGGUCAUCGCCGGCUACGACGCCGUCCUCUGCUGUGCCGUGCGCGGUAGCCCCAAGCCCAAGAUCUCCUGGUUCAAGAACGGGCUGGAUCUGGGUCAAGAUGCCCGCUUCCGUACGUUCAGUAAACAAGGCGUGCUGACCCUGGAGAUCCGCAAGCCGUGCCCCUUCGACGGGGGUGCCUACGUCUGCCGGGCCACCAACCCCCAGGGCGAGGCCCAGUGUGAGUGCCGCCUCGAGGUGCGAGUGCCUCAGUGAGAGGGUCAGCAGCAGCCCCUGGAGGCUCAGGGAGCACCGACUGGGGACGGACGGGCCUCCGGCUGAGCCCUCGGAAGAGAAGAGGUGGACAGGAGCAGUGACCUGGGAUGGUGACUUUCUAGGUUUCAUUCUUCCUAAAAUUAAAAAAAAAAAAACCUCUCUCACCAACAA